This is a messenger RNA of Plodia interpunctella (Indianmeal moth), 2846 nucleotides long. RefSeq lists its product as uncharacterized. Bases 218 to 2218 code for a protein of 666 amino acids. Lineage: Eukaryota; Metazoa; Arthropoda; Insecta; Lepidoptera; Pyralidae. The record is from RefSeq and is a predicted model, not a curated record. Gene Ontology annotation, molecular function: DNA binding. Gene Ontology annotation, cellular component: nucleus. The transcript is spliced from 2 exons.
UUAAACUUAGGGGAGGUGAGCCCAAAGCGGGUAUACCAGCUAAAGCGGGUAGGCCUCGUUAUUCAUGCAUACAAGCAUAUAGUGUAAAUGUGUGCGUGCCGCGGCGACGCCCGAACGCGUACCAACACGAAUCAGUUUGACGGAAACGUCAGCGACGCGCGGCGGCGUUUUGAGCGGCGGGUGUUUUUAUUGGCCUGUUUUGUUAAAAAAUAUCAAGAUGGUUCAAAAAUACAAAAGGAAGACCAAACAAGCUUCUUGGGACGUGGAGACAAUGAAGUUGGCAAUGGAAGAGGCAAAGAAGGGCUCAGUAAAUGGUGCUGCAAAAAAAUAUGGUAUAAAUUUAUCAACAUUACAAAGGCAUAUAAAAAAAGGCUCCGCAGACAAAAAACUCGGUAGGUUUUCUACAGUUUUUAAUGACCAACAAGAAUCUGAAUUAAUAGAAUAUUUGUUUCAUAUGGAUAACCUUUUUUAUGGUCUGACAAAAUCUGAAUUUUUAUCUCUAGUAUAUCAAUACGCAGAGAGCAAUAGAAUUCCGCACCCUUUUAAAAAGAAAACUGCUGGAGAAGAUUGGUAUAGAGCCUUUGCAACAAGACAUCCCGAAUUAACUUUGAGAAAGCCAGAGCCAACGUCAGUAGCCCGUGCCCGAGGUUUUAAUAGACCGCAAGUUGAGAGGUUUUUUGAUCUUUUACAAGAUCAAGUAGAUCGCAAUGAAAUCAACGCGACUAGAAUUUACAAUGUUGACGAAACGGGUGUGCGCACCACCAGCAAUAAACCACCAAAAAUUCUCACCAGAACUGGAAAAAAACAAGUAGGAAUAAUAUCAAGUACUGAAAGAGGAAAAUUGACAACAAUUGUGUGUUGCUGCAAUGCAGCUGGAUCUUUUAUUCCUCCAUUUAUGAUAUUUUCUCGAAAACGUAUGAACCCCCGACUGCUUGAUGGAUCACCACCAGGCACAGUAGCUACUUGUUCUGAUAGUGGAUGGAUUUCCGGUCCAAUUUUUUUAGACUGGCUACGCCAUUUUGUAGAGGUGACGAGACCCACUAAGGAAAAUAAAGUAAUACUUGUGAUGGAUAACCACAUUUCUCAUAAAUAUCUGCCAGCAUUAGAAUAUGCCUCAAAAAAUAAUGUGAUAUUUAUUUCAUUACCUCCACACACCAGUCACCGAACUCAACCACUAGAUGUAAGCGUAUAUGGCCCUUUAAAAACCUAUUUUGAACAGACGGUUUCGGUUUACCAACGAUCUCAUGUGGGACGAACCAUUUCACCAUUUGAAAUUGGUCAGCUGUUUGGCGACGCUUACCUGAAAGCAGCUUCUGCUCAAAAUGCUGUAAAUGGAUUUAAGGCAACUGGUAUAUGGCCAGUAAACCGACAUAUAUUUAGCGAUGAUGAUUAUCUUCCUUCAUCCUUGACAGACAGGCCGCUGGCAUUAAAUGCAUGUGACGUUUUGAUUUCUAAUACGAUAGCCACUGAACAUCUUCCAAACACCUCUGUCAAUGAUCCUCCUGAAGAUAAUGAAAUCGAUACCAUAAUCGCUACUGAACCUGCCAAUGUUCAAGAAAACUUUGACCCUGAUAUUCCCAUAGACAUUCCAGGUGACAAUACUAUCGACCAUCCACAAAUGCAAAAUUAUAGUCCUGGUCGCCUUUCUGUAGACUCCGAUCGCACAAUUUCCCCGUCAGUAUUAGAUAGAAUGCUUGAAGACAUUGACAGCAACACCCCUAGACCUGAGGAAGUUCUGCUUGUUAAAACAGUGAUUCCUGAAUGUGUUACACCUACCAAGGUAACCCCAAUGGACAUUCGCCCUAUACCUAAACUAACUGCACCAAAGACAUCACGUAAACGAAGAGCACAAAAGUCAGAAAUUUUAACCAGCACUCCCAUUAAAGAGCAACAGAGAGAAAUUGAGUCUAAGAAACAGAAAGUAUCACUUAAGAAACUUAAAGAAAAAGUAAAGUCUGUGUCUAAAAAAAAUCCACCUGUGGCCAAAAAAGGUAAAAAACAAAAAGCCUCGACCUCGAACACAAAAAAAAUUACUGGAAGCGGAAAGACAAGGAAGCACGCAGAAGAAAAAAGUGUCUGCUUCAUAUGCCACGAGAUGUACGAAGAUCCACCAAUAGAAGACUGGAUAAGGUGCGAUGAUUGUCAUGGUUGGGCUCAUGAAGAGUGUACAAGCUAUUUAGGCAAAGGGGCCUACUAUUGUGAUCUAUGUCAAGAAUAGUAACACAAAAAAAAUCACGUAAAGUUUCUGAACAUUUUAUUUUGUGCAACCUUUUAUUAUUUUAAUUUUUCGAUAUUUUUACUUUUGAUUAGAUACUAAACUAAUCACAAAACCUUUUUUUAUAUAAAUAAAUGUAGCAGUAACUAAUUAAGACUGACGAAUUUGAUUAAAAAGACUGAUUUUUUUUGAAGCAAUGAUUGUUGAUUAGAUAUAAGAUAAAAAAAAAUCUAAAUACUGGCUGUUAAUUAAUUUAAUUUCAAUUUAAAUUUGAUUGUGUACAACUUUUUGAAAAGUUUUAGGAUAUUUUUAUUAUUUUGUUAUCAUUAUUUAGUUUUUAAGAAAAAAAUCUCAUUGUUACUCGCCUUGCCCAGUCUUGACCCGUUUUGCCCUAAGGGCCAUACCCGCUUUAGGCACCCCCUACGGGUAAAGCAGGUAAUAUGAACAACUGAAUAAUUUUUAAGUUUUUGAAGAAAUUUAUGAAGAAAGAAGUGUUUUUUAGUUUUUGUUACAAAGUUUAAUACAUAUUUGUACGAAAUAAUUAAAAAAAACCACUUUGCAACUGCAAUAACCUCUUUAUUUUUUGACACAAACCUUGAGGUACCCGCUUUGGGCCCAUCUCCCCUAUAUU